Nicrophorus vespilloides is the source of this 3486-nucleotide messenger RNA. It is a transcript of the gene roq, whose product is annotated as roquin-1. The transcript has 10 exons. The record is from RefSeq and is a predicted model, not a curated record. Bases 94 to 2763 code for a protein of 889 amino acids. Gene Ontology annotation, molecular function: metal ion binding. NCBI's taxonomy places the organism in Eukaryota, Metazoa, Arthropoda, Insecta, Coleoptera, Silphidae.
GUCUGACAGUUCUCGAACAAUUUCACAACAAUGUUGUGAUGUCGUUUAUAAAUCGUGCAUAAUGUGAAAUAAGUUAACAACUUGACAAAAAAAAUGCCAAUUCAGGCUCCUCAGUGGACUGAAUUCUUGUCAUGUCCAGUUUGCUGCAAUGAGUUCGACAUUGCACUCAGAGGCCCCAUCAGUUUGGGAUGUGGCCAUACAAUAUGCAAAGCAUGCCUAUCAAAUUUACAUAGAAAACAGUGUCCCUUUGACCAGACUAUAAUAAGUAUUGACAUUGAAAGUCUACCAAUAAAUACAGCACUUCUGCAAUUAGUAAGCAGUUCCAAUAAGAUUGACAAUGAUGAAGUGCUAGAUUCAAAAAUUGUAUCCCGGGAAAAUGCUGCCUUAUAUAUGUCAUCGAAAAAGUGUGUGGAGGAGUUGGCCAUGUAUUUAAAACCAUUUUCUAAUGGGAACAUAUGUGGGAGUGCUGCUCUUCUAACUAGGCCAAUGCAAAGAAAAUUAGUUACUUUAAUCAAUUGCCAAUUGGUUGAAGAUGAGGGAAGAACCAGAGCGAUGAGGGCAGCAAGAUCUUUAGGAGAAAGAACAGUUACAGAAUUAAUAUUACAACAUCAGAACCCACAACAACUUUCUGCAAACUUAUGGGCUGCAGUUAGGGCCAGGGGUUGUCAGUUUCUUGGGCCAGCAAUGCAAGAAGAUGUUUUGAAACUGGUUUUAUUGGCUUUGGAGGAUGGAUCAGCUCUUUCAAGAAAAGUUUUGGUAAUGUUUGUUGUGCAAAGAUUGGAACCCCAUUUUGCACAGGCUUCAAAAACUAGCAUAGGGCAUGUUGUCCAAUUGUUAUACAGAGCAUCAUGCUUCAAGGUUUCAAAGCGCGACGGUGAUUCAUCUUUGAUGCAAUUAAAAGAGGAAUUUAGAACUUACGAGGCUCUUAGACGUGAACAUGAUGCGCAAAUUGUACAGAUCGCAACAGAGGCCGGCUUAAGAAUUGCACCUGACCAGUGGUCAGCGCUACUCUAUGGUGACACUGCCCACAAGUCACACAUGCAGAGUAUCAUCGAUAAAUUGCAAACUCCACAAUCUUUUGCACAAUCUGUUCAAGAGUUAGUAAUCGCAUUGCAGAGAACCGGUGAUCCUGGGAAAUUAUCUGUUCUGAGACCGGAUUUGGAGUUAUUAGCCAAAAUAGAUUCCAGUUCAGAAUCGACUACACCAUCAUGGAAAGAUUGCAGUGAAUCACUGGAUGCAGUUAAAAAAGUAGUAGCUGGUUUAGUGGAAUUCAUUCAUCAGCAUGGAAGUAGAAAGGUUCAAGAUCCUGUGCUCACGCAACACUCCAAAUAUAAGAUCAGCAUGUGUCGAGAUUUAUCGCUCAGAGGAAUCUGUCCGAGAAGCACUAACUGCACGUUCGCACACUCUCACGAAGAACUGGAAAAGUAUAGAGCGAAAAAUAGGAAAGCGAGUUUGCGAAACAAAGAACAUGGUUUGGACAAACAAUCUCCGAUAGACGGUGUUUAUCAAUUUGAUGAUUAUUAUCCAUUUCCAGCGAGUAAUCCGACUGUGAAUUUACCGGCAGUCGUUUCAAUCCCGAGGGUAAGCUACGACGUGCCGUUUCCAAACCCAAACUUCCCGACAAAUGGACCGUAUCCAGCACCACAAACCAUUUACACACCAACCACGAACUAUCCACCGGAAGUCUACCCUACUGCUCCAUCUCACAACAACACAAUGGUCUUGGCCAAUGGAGGCCAAUACUAUACACAAACAGAUUUUGAAGGUGGUCCACCCACUGCAAAUCAAAACACAGAGAUGCCCAAACAUGGCUAUUUGAACUGGGAGCAAAUGAUGAGCAAAGCGCCACAAAUAGCCAAUAAUCAGCCGAAGGUGCGCGAAAUGAUGACUAUGAAAAAGUUGGCUGACCUAAAGCAAAGAAAACAGGAAGUGAUUUCGCAAUUGGAGAAAGUUGUUGGGAAGAAUAAGGCUACGGCGAUCUCGAAUUCGGCUUCGAAUUUCGCCCGGCAGGAAUCAGCUCACGAUCUGGACAGCCCCACGUCCCCGUAUAGCUUCUUCACCAGCAUCAACCCAGGUCCGACUUUCGUACGUUCAGAUUCCAUCCUUGCAGAUGACGACUAUGUACCUUACGAUGCUCCGUGCGUCAGCAAAUAUGGACCGAUAUCGCGAAUGCACAAAGACAACGUCAGUAUGAACCAAAGUGUGCAAGUUCCAGCAUCUUUCCGAGAUGGUUCGAUCACGGCAUCCUUGGGAAGAAGACCGGUUUCAGCUGCUAGUCCAGUUACACCAUUUUUUUUCAAUCAUCAACAAGCUGCAAUAACUGGUCAUCAUCAUCCGCUCAUGGGCGCUCCACCUACAAACAUGGGAGAUGGUUAUAUUACCAUCGGUAAGCGUUCUCAGCAAUUGUUUUUUAGAAGUAUGCAAGAUCCUUCAAAAGAAUUGAUGGCUGAAUCGCAGAGGGUAAAAUUGCAAUUAAAAAAUUUGGAAAAGCAAUUGAACGAUUUAAAAUUGGCUACGCAGGGAGUAACGCCUCAAAACGAAGGAGACAUUUUGACACAGGAAUUACAAAUAAUUGAACAGGGAAUUCAAGAGCGACAGAAAGAGGCCUGCUUGAAUCGCAUCGUUUCUACAUUAAAUCAAAACUAUCAAGAUGAUGCUACUUACGAAGAGGGAAUCGCAAACGACAUGAAAGAAUUGGAGCUGAUGUGGGACGAGGAGCUCGACAAGCAGGAGAAGAGGUGGAGCAGUGAGGAGGAUAAGUAAAUAUUAAACCCAAUGGGUUCAAAACUUUCCUUUACACUACAAUUUUUGGGGUCGGAGACGAAGCAUUCGUGGUGAGCAAUACUGCGCGCCACUACGUAUGCCUAUGUAGUAGUGUAAUUUAAUAUCGAUCAUUUUAUUUUGACUAUGGUGCUAUAAAUUAAAUUUGCAAGUGUGCUGUGAAUUGAAACAAUAGGAUUUUCGGGCGGCACACAGGAGGCGGUAUGAGAUUUUUUAUUGAAAUUUGAUAGGGAAGGAAGGAAAUUGAUACAAACUAUUUAUAUACAUGUAUUUGGAUUGAAGGAAAUAUGGUAAAGUUUAUUGAUUGAUGAUUACUUCCAGUUUUAUUGGAACCCUGGACGCAAAUGUACAUCGUAACUGUCCAGGUCUUGUUUUUUUAUUUUAAAUAUUUAAAACAAAUAUAUAAUAAUAUAAUUAAUUAUAUUGUGGGGCAGAGCUUGCACAUUUGUCUGCCUGUCUGUAACAUAAUCAUACUGUGUGUGAUUGGUAUAUCAAUGUUAUCAGUUGAUCUAACUCGAAGAGUCCUGUUGCUUAUAAGAAAACUGGUCAAUUUAUAUUCACUUACCAUCAUUUCAAAUUACAUUUUCUAUUUUCCGGAUUGAAGGCAGCCAGGUUUUCUUAUAACUGGAGGUACCUUUGAACUAUGGUAAGCAUUUGUUUGAAAAUGCAUGUUUUGUUUAUUUUAUUACUAGAUAUUUUGCUUAA